AUGGGAGAUUUACCCGCUUGCAGAGUACAGUGGGCUUUACCCUUCGAAAAAGUAGGCGUAGAUUAUGCUGGACCCUUUAUGGUAAAGGAAAGGCGCGGACGCGGUUGCAAGGUUAUUAAAUGUUGGGUAUCCGUAUUCAUUUAUCUUAUAACUCGUGCAAUUAAUUUGGAAACUGUAUUAUCUAUAAGUUCCGAUGAUUUUUUGCAGGCUUUAAAUAGAUUUAUUGGCCGUAGAGGGAAGCCACUAGAAAUGUUUUCCGAUAAUGGAACAAAUGUUAUUAAAGCCAAUAAAGAUUUACAGUCAAUGGGUCAUUUUUUACAAAAUAAUAAUGAUAAAAUUACUCAGUUGGUUGAAGUUUUACGAAUUAAAUGGCAUUUUAUUCCGCCGAAUUCGUCACACUUUGGUAGUAUAUGGGAAGCGGGCGUUAAAAGCUUAAAAUAUCAUCUUAAAAGAGUAGUGGGUUCUUAUACUUUAUUAAUUUUUGAUCUCCAAAGACUGCUUGUACGCAUAGAAGCUGUAUUGAAUUCCAGACCACUCUCCCCUUUAAGUUCCCAUCCUGAAGAUUACUACUUACCCCCGCACAUUUUCUCAUCGGCCGCAGUGGUACGGCUAUCCUGGAGCCAUCAGUCAUGA
Anthonomus grandis grandis is the source of this 633-nucleotide messenger RNA. RefSeq lists its product as uncharacterized. Gene Ontology annotation, biological process: DNA integration. Bases 1 to 633 code for a protein of 210 amino acids. Lineage: Eukaryota; Metazoa; Arthropoda; Insecta; Coleoptera; Curculionidae. Gene Ontology annotation, molecular function: nucleic acid binding. The record is from RefSeq and is a predicted model, not a curated record. The transcript has a single exon.